Solanum dulcamara is the source of this 1175-nucleotide messenger RNA. RefSeq names its product probable ATP synthase 24 kDa subunit, mitochondrial. Gene Ontology annotation, biological process: pollen development. The record is from RefSeq and is a predicted model, not a curated record. The transcript is spliced from 7 exons. The coding region runs from base 126 to 854 and encodes 242 amino acids. Lineage: Eukaryota; Viridiplantae; Streptophyta; Magnoliopsida; Solanales; Solanaceae.
AUAUCUUUUGCCCUCGUCCCUCGAAAGCUGAAAUGCAGCAGUACUAGGUCAAGAUCAAAAGCCAACACCCAACAAGAAGAAGAACAGAGAGCUUUUUCCCCUUCGAUUGGACCCUAAAUUCAUCAAUGGCACUCGCUUCUCGCUUACUCUCUAGAUCCACUCGCCAGUUAUGUGCUGGUCAGGUUGUUCUUCGACCCGAGCAUGCAGUUCCAAUUCGUUCCUUUGCGAAAGAAGCUGCUGCUCCUCCUGCACUGAAGGGAGACCAGGUAUUGAAGGACAUCUUUUAUGAGGUUAAGAACAAGCUUGAGACAGCAAUUGGUGUCCUACGAAAGGAGAAGAUCACCAUAGAUCCAGAAGAUCCUGCUGCUGUAUCUGAGUAUGCAAAUGUCAUGAAGUCUGUUAGACAAAAGGCUAAUCUCUUAUCAGAGUCUGAAAUUACUAAGUUCAACAUCGAAGUAGAAACACAUGAAAUUCCAGAUGCCCGGACAUAUUUGUUGAAACUGAAGGAGAUGCGUGUCAAGAGGGGACUCAUCGAUUCUCAAGGUAUAGAGGAUUUGCAGAUGGCAGCAUUGGAUAAAGUUGAGAAAGAAAUAAAAAAGCCACUAAUGAGGAACGACAAAAAGGGAAUAGCUCUUCUUACAGCUGAGUUCGAUAAGAUCAACCAGAAGAUUGGCAUUCGUAAAGAAGAUCUGCCCAAAUACGAAGAACAGUUAGAGCUGAAGAUUGCCAAGGCACAGUUAGAAGAACUGAAAAAGGAGGCUCUUGAAGCAAUGGAAACUCAGAAGAAGAGGGAGGAGUUCAAGGAUGAGGAGAUGCCCACUGUGAAGUCUCUGGACAUCAGAAACUUCAUUUAAAAAAUGAAAUUUGCUUGAAGACUUAUUUUCUUUUUGCACCUCGUUGAUCUCCUGUUACCCUUGAACAUAAAUUUUACUAUCCCUAAAAGUGUAGUUGUACCAGAAUCCAAGAGGCUGCCUUUUGAAUAAUAAGAGAUCUGACCAGGAAAUUAGCUUUCAUGUGAUUUUGGGGCCUGAGCAUCUUUAUCUCUGCUCCUUAUUUGCAACUGAUCUUGGUCAGUUGUUUUUUGCACUUUCUACUUUAUUUCAAUGAAUGAGAACUAAGAUGCAUGAUUGUAUCAGAUGUUUCAAUUUUCGAUGCUUUUGUGAUGGCUUUACUGA